AUGCGCUCGUUUCACAGGUCUGAAUUGCCCAUGCCCCCUGGGCUGAAAAGCCAAUCCGAGAAGGCGUUCGUGUGUCGUCUGUUGCUAAGUCUGGCUGUUCGUCGGAUGGGCGGUGACGGUGGCGGCGGUGGUCUGAAAGCAAACUGGCCUUCUCCAGCCUCCCUGUCAUGGUACCCUCCGCCCGAGCCCCACCCUCCCGACAAGAGUACGGCCAUGAUCGCUAACCUCAAGACCUUCGCUCAGUCGACCAACCAGACGAUCCGCUCCGAGCAGUCGCCCCGCCCGAACCCUUGCUCAGGUCCCCCAUCAGCCUCCAACCGGCUAACUUGCUCUACUCCCACCGUUCCGUCCGGCUUUUUGUCCUCUUUUCUCCCUGCAUUUACUCUCACGAUUAAUCCAUUUCAUAGGGGAGAUGUUCCGGUUGGGAUAAAGACCGAUUGGACUGUCUAUAAGGCAAAGAGAACGAGUGUAGAGGGAGCGCGCGAACUAGAAGAGGGAAAAAAGCGACAUCAACCACCGAAGAGACACCAACGGAAGUCGAUUGCUUCUGGGUGCCGGUUUUGUUGUUGUCGGAUUUUUUUGCUCUGCCCAACCCGCCCACCGGUACCUCUCCCCUGUCUGUCCAACCACCUUGCUGUAUAUUGGUCUGGUGGCUGUGCGUCUGGGCCGUCUAAUGCCUGGCCCAGGGGCAAUGAUGUCUGGCCUGACCUCACUCUCUCACCCACCACAUCCCACGACCCAUGUCCCAUGUCCGAAGCCCCUGCCCUUGGUCUAUCAACCCCCUGCUGGUCCCUCCUUCAAGACAAGAUUGCUUUCUGA
Protopolystoma xenopodis is the source of this 819-nucleotide messenger RNA. The record is from the annotation of a GenBank genome assembly. NCBI's taxonomy places the organism in Eukaryota, Metazoa, Platyhelminthes, Monogenea, Polystomatidea, Polystomatidae.